CAAUCUGCUUCAUCUUGAUUCUGCAGCAUUCCAAACUGUGGUAUCCUUGGGGUUCUCUUAACAUUGCUAUGGUGCAGAAGAUUUAAAAUCAGCUGAUGUUCACAAGGAAUAGAGUCACGUGAUGUAUGAAGGGAAACAUAUACACUUCUCUGAGGUUGACAAUAAGCCCUUGUGCUCAUAUAGCCCCAAACUGUGCAAGCAGCGACGACUCAACGGCUACGCUUUUUGUAUCAGACACGUUCUGGAGGACAAGACUGCCCCCUUCAAGCAAUGUGAAUAUGUGGCCAAGUAUAACAGCCAACGCUGCACCAACCCCAUCCCCAAAUCAGAGGAUCGCAGGUACUGCAACAGCCACUUGCAGGUACUUGGCUUUAUCCCGAAAAAAGAGAGGAAGAAAAAGAAUGAUCCUAUAGAUGAGGUGAAGGUCAGGCACCAGAUGGAUACCAUGGCCUUUAGCCUGGCAGUGCCCACGGUGGCCUUGAAGAUGCCCAACGGACUGGAUGGAAUGUCCCUCUCUCCACCUGGGGCAAGGGUCCCUCUCCACUACCUGGAAACUGAAUUGGAAGACCCGUUUGCUUUCAACGAGGAAGACGAUGACCUAAAGAAAGGGGCAACCGUGAGAAAGAAGUUGCAGAGCAAAUUGGCCCAGAAUCGGCAGCGCCAGAGAGAGACAGAGAUUUUAAAAGUUCGACAAGAGCACUUUAGUCCCCCUCCUGCACCUUCACAGCCGCAGCCUCCGCAGCAGCACUCCCACCUGUCACCUUUAUCCACUUCUUUAAAACCUCCAGCGCCACCGCAGGGUUCAGUCUGCAAGUCACCUCAACCUCAGAACACCAGCCUACCAAUGCAGGGAGUGGCCCCCACCACACACACUAUAGCACAAGCAAGGCAGUUGUCUCACAAGAGGCCUCUGCCCCUCCUGCCAUCCAGUAGGGCUCCUGUCGCGGACCCACCCAGGACUGACCGGGUCCUCAUGAAAGCCACAGCCUUCUCUCCACACUUCUCUUGUAUAAGUCGACUGCAGAGACUGGUGAAACUGUGCACCCAAAAACAUCAGCUGGACACCGAUCUGUUUCCCCAUUUAGGGUUGGACUGGUCUGAAGAGAGUGGAGAGGAACUGGAGGAUUCAGAGCAGGCCUCACCAUACCAGGUUGCAUGGUCCAUCCGAGAAACCCUCAGAUAUGAAAGACACACGUCAGAUGACGAUGAUACAGAGAGUAGGAGCUCCAGGGUGACCCAACUUUGCACUUACUUUCAGCAGAAAUAUAAGCACCUCUGCCGCCUGGAGCGGGCAGAAUCUCGUCAAAAGAAAUGCCGGCAUACAUUUAGGAAAGCUUUGCUGCAGGCGGCCAGUAAAGAACCAGAAUGUACUGGUCAGUUGAUACAAGAACUGAGGAGAGCUGCAUGCAGUCGAACCAGCAUAAGCCGGACCAAGUUGAGGGAGAUGGAUCCGGUAGCAUGCAGUGGAACUGUGAAGGGUGAACAGUGCACCAACAAAGCCCUUCCAUUCACCAGACAUUGUUUCCAACAUAUCCUCUUGAACCGCUCUCAGCAGCUCUUCUCAAGUUGCACAGCCAAGUUUGCAGAUGGACAGCAGUGCUCCGUGCCAGUUUUUGACAUUACACACCAGACACCUCUGUGUGAAGAACAUGCCAAAAAAAUGGAUAAUUUCUUGAGAGGAGAUAACUCCCGUAAAGUUCAGCACCAGCAGCAGAGGAAACCCAGGAAAAAAACCAAGCCUCCUGCACUUACCAAAAAACACAAGAAGAAGAGAAGGCGUGGACCUCGCCGACCCCAAAAACCCAUUCCCCCUGCCGUCCCCCAAGGGAACCUCAGCAUGCCCACCAGCGUCUCACUGCCAGUGGAGACCUCUCAGAUCCGGAGCCCAUCCACGCCAGAGCUGAGUGCUGAUGAGUUGCCAGAUGACAUUGCCAAUGAAAUCACGGACAUUCCACAUGACUUGGAAUUGAACCAGGAGGACUUUUCAGAUGUCCUGCCACGGCUGCCUGAUGACUUACAAGAUUUUGAUUUUUUUGAAGGGAAGAAUGGAGACCUCCUCCCGACUACCGAAGAGGCCGAGGAGCUUGAACGGGCCUUGCAGGCUGUAACUUCUCUCGAGUGCCUGAGUACCAUUGGGGUCCUUGCCCAGUCAGAUGGUGUGCCAGUCCAGGAGUUGUCAGAUAGAGGAAUAGGGGUGUUCUCCACAGGUACUGGAGCUUCAGGAAUCCAGUCCCUGAGCCGAGAAGUAAACACGGACCUAGGGGAGCUAUUGAAUGGGCGUAUAGUACAUGAUAAUUUUUCUAGUCUAGAGCUGGAUGAGAACCUGCUCCGUUCUGCUACGUUGUCUAACCCACCUACACCCCUGGCAGGGCAGAUCCAGGGGCAGUUCUCUGCCCCAGCCAACGUUGGCCUUACUUCUGCCACUCUGAUCAGCCAGAGUGCACUUGGGGAGAGAGCCUUCCCAGGACAGUUCCAUGGACUUCAUGAUGGCAGCCAUGCCUCCCAGAGGCCACAUCCUGCCCAGCUGCUGAGCAAGGCAGAUGACCUAAUCACCUCACGACAGCAAUACAGCAGUGAUCAUUCACACUCCUCGCCCCAUGGAAGCCAUUAUGAUAGUGAGCACGUGCCGUCUCCCUACAGUGACCAUAUCACCUCUCCCCAUGCAACAUCUUACUCUGGUGAUAAUAUGGCAGCUACCUUUUCAGCGGAGAUGCCCAUCAUGGCGCAGCACCUGCUCCCAACCCAACUCGAGGUGCCACUUGGAGGAGUGGUAAACCCCAGAACUCACUGGGGUAAUCUCCCUGUCAACCUUGGAGAUCCCUCUCCAUUUAGCAACCUUCUUGGCGCAGAUGGACAUCUUCUUUCUACUUCCCUAUCCACACCACCCACCACUUCGAACUCAGAGACCACACAGCCUGCCUUCGCCACCGUGACCCCCAGCAGCUCCAGUGUGCUUCCGGGGUUACCGCAGACCAGCUUCAGUGGCAUGGGGCCUUCUGCUGAACUAAUGGCCUCCACCUCUCCCAAGCAGCAACUCCCUCAGUUCAGCGCAGCCUUCGGCCACCAGCUGAGUUCUCACAGUGGCAUUCCUAAGGACCUGCAGCCCAGCCACAGCUCUAUAGCCCCUCCUACAGGCUUCACAGUAACAGGUGCCACAGCUACAAGUACCAAUAAUGCAUCUUCUCCCUUUCCCUCCCCUAAUUGAGUGUGUCUGUGUGUUUGCAGGCAGGUGGGGAACCUGGUGUUUUCUAUCUUUGUUUCCUCUUCAGCACCCCUCUCCCCUUUUCCUAAAGAAGAUUUUAAAAAUAACAGAUGGGGAUUCGAGGGGCACCCCGUUCCCAGUUCAACAAGUGGCCCUGCAGUGGACCUUGCUUCAGUGUUCACAUGUGCUCCUCAGCACUGGUGCUCAUUCCCUCCUGGCAGGUCUACUUGGCCCCAGUGGUUUCCCUAG
Molecule: messenger RNA, 3451 nt
Organism: Propithecus coquereli (Coquerel's sifaka)
Lineage: Eukaryota; Metazoa; Chordata; Mammalia; Primates; Indriidae
Gene: INO80D
Product: INO80 complex subunit D
Exons: 10
Coding region: 122-3205 (1027 amino acids)
Cellular component (GO): nucleus
Source: RefSeq, a predicted model, not a curated record